Molecule: messenger RNA, 874 nt
Organism: Elaeis guineensis (African oil palm)
Lineage: Eukaryota; Viridiplantae; Streptophyta; Magnoliopsida; Arecales; Arecaceae
Source: RefSeq, a predicted model, not a curated record
AUGGAGAUACGGGAAGAUGAGUAUUUGAGAUUCUCUCAUCAGAUACCUGCAUUCCAGCUGACAGGUGAAAGAGGUGGUAAGCUAUGUGGAUAUUGGGAGCUUGAUCCUGCAUCGGUGCCAGAGAUUUUUCUGGUCCUCCCUGCAAACGCAACAGGAAUGCCUCCCAGUUUGCUUCAGAAGUUGCAGAAUUCAUGUACUUGUGCUGGAUCCAAUUUGGAUGAUAGCUUAAAUUCUCUAUGCCAUGCUCUAGUUUUGGAGGUUUUCAAUCUGGUGCCAGCUUGGAGAGAGCUAGAUGAGAAGACCAAGGCAAUGCUAGAACUGAUCGAAGGAGACGCUGACUCCUUCGCUCGGUGCGCAGAAUUGUUCUAUAAGAGGAGACCACAACUUGUGGAUAUGGUAGAACAUUUAUAUCGAGCUCACCGUUCAUUAGCUGAGCAGUAUGACCAGCUGAGAUCAGAAUUUGGAAGGCAUCAGAAUGCGACACCAUUGGACUCCCUCACCUCAAGAAGCAGAAGCUGUUCUCCUGAUCUGAAUAGCACAAUGGAUAAGUUGUGUGCAUCUUCCUCAGAAUCUUUUGAUUCUGAUCGGUCCGAAGGCGAUGACCCUGACAAGAUGACAGAGGUGGCAGAUGAAAAGAGCAGUGAUGAUGAGAUGAAGCUGAUGAAUGAAGGAAUAGAGAGGCUCAAACAGGAGAAUAAAAUUCUGAGAGCUGAAAUAAGAGCAAAAGAUGAAGAGAAAAGAGAAGUCCUUAGACAGCUCUCUUUGCCCAUUGGCAUUCUAAGUGAUGAGAAUGCUGGUUUAAGGAAGCACAUCAAGGAGCUAAUAAGAGGAGUUUUCUUGAAUUAAAAAAACUAGGAGGAGAUCUUCCCUGGAA